ACAAGAGGAAGCUAAUACAAGUACUCUCGAGUGGGAGUUGGGCCCGCCUACUGGACGCCAAGUAUGCAGGCCUGAGACAGACCGCCUGCAAAGGAAACCCAAGAUGCAAACACCAUAUACGGACAGUCUACAUGCUAAUGGCACAUCAAGCCCACAAAAUCCUCCAUCUCUUCGCUGCGGAUCGAUCUGGUGGCUUGAGCUUGACAUGGAUAGACUUACUUGUAUCCUAGGAUCUUUGAAGGAGGAGGGAGAUGGAGAGUACAGUAAGAGAGCCAUUGCUCACCGCUGCUAUCCGUGGUUCAAGCCUUGGCUUCAUCGCCAGCCCAACUUGCAGACCCGACUUGAAGCGGCCCCCAUUCGAACCCCCUGGUUCCGCCUCACCGCCUGCUACGACCCCCGGCCCCGGUCUCCGGAUUUCCGGCCCCGCACGCUCGGGGCGGUUCGGUCACGUCGCUAUGGACCAGGGCAUCUGCCCAGCUGCGACGGAGCUCUGGUAACAAGUACUAGCAGCCCACUAGAUGAGCCGCCAUUAUGGAGAGGCUGUCGCUGGAGAGUCAUGAGAAGAACAAAAGAACAAAGUGGAGACGAAUUGGGCGGCUCUAGCCUCAUCGCCCAUGGCCAGGAGGGAGACAGGGGAAGCGUAUUCUCGAAACCACGAAAGCUCCAAGGCCUGCAGUCAGUCUACAAGGACGAGCGACUAGUACUUGUGCCAGACAGCACAGGCAUAGCCGAUAAACGGCCCCCAAACACCGCUAUGCUGCAAGUUGGAGCACGACCGGGGCGUCUGUCGGCGCCCUGA
Molecule: messenger RNA, 799 nt
Organism: Trichoderma atroviride IMI 206040
Lineage: Eukaryota; Fungi; Ascomycota; Sordariomycetes; Hypocreales; Hypocreaceae
Source: RefSeq, a predicted model, not a curated record